This is a messenger RNA of Trichomonas vaginalis G3, 543 nucleotides long. Its product is annotated as protein of unknown function, DUF4106 family. NCBI's taxonomy places the organism in Eukaryota, Parabasalia, Trichomonadida, Trichomonadidae. The transcript has a single exon. Bases 1 to 543 code for a protein of 180 amino acids. The record is from RefSeq and is a predicted model, not a curated record.
AUGGAAGUCAAUGGUGAACCAGAUAUAGCUGGUAUUUUCAGCGCGGCUUUAAUGCCAUUGAAAGAUAUGAAACAUGCAGAUAUUUUGGACCAGUAUGAAAUGAACAUGGCUGAUGGAAAUAUAACACCUGACGUUCUAGAACAUUUAUCUCAAAGAACUACACAGAACCAUAGAGAUGGUAUAUUUGGUGAAGAGUUUAGAAAGAAAGUUAUGGAGAGAGAAGGAAGAGAACCUAUUGUACAUGACCUUGCAAACGAAAGUUUACAAAAUGUCAUAAAAACUUACUUUGCAGACAAUGAACCGAGAAGGGAUGAAUAUUUAAGAAAACUCAAAUGGACAGUACCAAAUGAAAUGUUAGUAUUGAAAAACAUGUUCCUUGACAAAAUAAAACCAACUACAGAAAUAAACGACGCAAGACUGAAAGAUUGGGUAAAAGCUUUCCCAUUCACAAAAGAUAUAGUUGGUAACAUGGAAAGAAAAAGAAUGGCUACAAAAACAUAUAUUUGGAAACGAGCUUAUUCCAUAUGGACAGGCACUGUUUGA